Thermothelomyces thermophilus ATCC 42464 is the source of this 267-nucleotide messenger RNA. RefSeq lists its product as uncharacterized. The transcript has 2 exons. The coding region runs from base 1 to 267 and encodes 88 amino acids. Lineage: Eukaryota; Fungi; Ascomycota; Sordariomycetes; Sordariales; Chaetomiaceae. The record is from RefSeq and is a predicted model, not a curated record.
AUGGACUCGGACACAGUCAAGAAAACCAUCAUCAGGCAGGCGCUUCAGGCGACCAACACGGCCAAUGCGCGGACCCUGAUCGAGAAUAUCAACGAGAAGUGCUUCGAGCGCUGCGUUCCCAAGCCGGGCAGUUCUCUCUCCAGCGGCGAGCAGACGUGCCUGACGUCGUGCAUGGAGAAGUACAUGGCGGCGUGGAACGAGGUCAAUGCGACAUACAUCCGAAGGAUACAGCAAGAGAUGGGCAACCAGAACAUUUCCAACGCAUAG